CAUCUCUAUCAACCAUCCUUCAAUGCCCAUCUCAGUGAUCUUUGGUUUUGUUUCUCUGCCACUGCUUAUCACUCAGAACCCCAAAAUGACUGGAUACCGAACACGGCCUCCCUUCGGCUGACACGAACACCAAAAGCUGCUUGUUUAUUAUUUGUCCUUCCUUCCCUCCCCCCUCAUUGAUACCACACCAUCACCCCCCCCUUUACUCCCUCGACUGGACAGUCAGACCCAAGAAGUAGCACAAGAAACAAAGCUGUGAGAGCGUUCCACAAAGCCGAUCGGCCAUUGCCGAAAGUAUCAUGCUCUCGAAGUCUUCUUUCUCCCAGUCUGAGACAGAGAGAAAAGAGAAACAGGACCCGACCCGACAGACAGCUGCCUGCCGAGACCACCACACACGACAGAUCCCUGUUCAAGCUGUUGCCACGAGGAAGCUCCCCUCUGUCAGUCCAGUACAUGAACUUGCCUUCCUCAUCGAUCUCGAUAUCGAUAGGCUCCGGCAGGCCCCGGAACAGACAUUCGAUGUCGGUCCUCGUAGAAGCAUCAUGCCCAGGAGGUGUAUGUAUGUUCGCCCUGAAAAUGCGCCCUUUGGAUCCCUUGGACGGACCCUUUUGCGUCCAGUAAAACUUCCCUUCCAAUGGGGCAAGCCCGAGGCCCACGCACCACUUCGUCUGGUCGUCAAAGCCAGUCGCCCAGUCCCCGUUGCGGAUGAGGACUUCCAGUCCAGAGCCAUCAAUGUUACAUCGGAAGACGCGCAUGCCUUCGCGGUCGGAAAAGUACAUCUUGGAGCAGUCGUCGUCAACAGCAAUCUGCUUGGGCGUGUGUACCGUGCCGGAGGGGAUGAUGACCUUGAUGUCGCUACCGUCCAAGUUGCACGACAUGAUGCUGCCGUCGUUUUUAGCGAUCCCGUCUGGCAUGGGCUGGUGGUCCACUAUGGUGCGGAGAGGGGUUUGGCCAUCCGCGCUGCCCACGAGGAUACGGCCACGUUGGUACACCUCCUCUGGCGCGUUGUUGAGGCCAAGGUCGAGGAUGUACAAGGUCGGAGCGUGCAGGUUGUCGUAGGGAGUUUGCUGUUGGCCAGCAGUCUUGGUGGUAUAACCUGGUGGGUACAGACCGCCCUUGCUGCACUUGGCCCCGAGCCUGCCCUCCUGGAUGUACUUUUGGAGGAAGGCUAUGACGCCUGGGUCGUGGAGAUUCCGCUCCUGGAUGUAGUGCUGCUCGAUGAGUGA
Podospora pseudocomata is the source of this 1226-nucleotide messenger RNA. RefSeq lists its product as uncharacterized. NCBI's taxonomy places the organism in Eukaryota, Fungi, Ascomycota, Sordariomycetes, Sordariales, Podosporaceae. The transcript has 3 exons. Bases 300 to 1226 code for a protein of 308 amino acids. The record is from RefSeq and is a predicted model, not a curated record.